Trypanosoma grayi is the source of this 540-nucleotide messenger RNA. Its product is annotated as cyclophilin. The transcript has a single exon. Gene Ontology annotation, biological process: protein peptidyl-prolyl isomerization. Gene Ontology annotation, molecular function: peptidyl-prolyl cis-trans isomerase activity. NCBI's taxonomy places the organism in Eukaryota, Euglenozoa, Kinetoplastea, Trypanosomatida, Trypanosomatidae. Gene Ontology annotation, cellular component: catalytic step 2 spliceosome. The coding region runs from base 1 to 540 and encodes 179 amino acids. The record is from RefSeq and is a predicted model, not a curated record.
AUGUCUGUUGUGCUCGCGACGUCGCACGGCAGCCUGCUGCUGCACCUGCGCUGCACCGACUGCCCCAAGGCGUCCUUCAACUUCCUCGCGCUCUGCGCCUCGGCGUACUACGACGGCUGCCGCUUCCACCGCCGCGUCGCGCAGGCGUUCGUGCUGACCGGUGACCCCACGGGAACGGGGCGCGGCGGCGAGUCCAUCUUCGCGCCGAAGGAGCGCUACUUUGACGAUGAGGCGCUCGGGUCCGCGCUGCAUGACGGUCGUGGUGUUGUGUCGAUGGCGCACAAGGGCAACAAGGCCAACACCAAUGCGUCGCAAUUCUUUAUUUUGUUCCAGCCGUGUCCGUCACUCGACGGGAAACAUACCGCAUUCGGCGUGGUGGACUUGGAGUGGAACAAUGGCGAGAGUGAGCGAACGCUCAAGCGACUGGAGGAACUGCAAAUCGAUGACAAGCACAACGUGCUCGAUGGUGACGCAAAGAUAGUAGGCGCAACGGUGCUGUAUAAUCCUUUUGCCGAGGGACACAUCAAGCUUGACGUGUAA